AUGCGUGUGUCGUUUCUGUAUCGUUUCAAAACCCAACGAUACUUUAGAUGUUGUGUUUAUGCACUAGGUGCUUCUGCCUUCUUGGUUGGAGGUCGAUGGGCUCUUGCUGACAACAGCAUUGUGGGCCUAAGUAAUAAAUCUCUCUCCGUUUCCUGUGCUAGUGUACCAUUUGUUACCAAGUUUCCUGAGAUAAAUCUAAAUAACUGGAUGUGCUUGCCUGUUUCUGCAGUCGAUAAGUUACAGUCAGGUGAUGAGUGUUAUCGGUCAAAAAUGGAAGUGUUGUGCAUGGAACUCCAGGGUCGCUUGUGUAAGGAAAUCGAGAAGAUUGAUGGGAAGGCCAAGUUUAAAGUGGACAAAUGGGAGCGUCGUGCUGGUGGUGGCGGAAUUUCAUGUGUUCUAGAGAAUGGUGAUGUUUUUGAAAAGGCUGGUGUAAACAUCAGUGUGAUAAGUGGAAAUCUUAGCGCUCAAGCUGUAAAAGAAAUGCGUGCAAGACAUAAUGAAAUUGAUCCUAAUAAAGAGUGCAAAUUUUUCGCUUGUGGUAUCAGUUCAGUUAUUCAUCCUCUUAAUCCAUAUGUUCCUACAACACAUUUCAAUUUUCGUUAUUUCGAAGUUGAUUUGGGUAACAAUCGUAAAUGUUGGUGGUAUGGUGGAGGAGCAGAUUUAACUCCAUACUACUUAUUUAAUGAAGAUGCUAAACAUUUUCAUGAACAAUUAAAAUUGGCUUGUGAUCAACAUAACGAAUCGUUUUAUCCACGUUUUAAAAAAUGGUGUGAUAAUUAUUUCUAUCUGACACAUCGAGGUGAGACACGUGGUGUUGGUGGAAUAUUUUUUGACGAUUUAGAUGAUACUUCACAAGAAAAAGUAUUUAGUUUUGUAAAAUCAUGUGCUGAAGCAAUCAUUCCAGCUUACCUACCGAUUGUUGAAAAACGAAAACAUUUAAAGUAUACUAACAAAGAACGUGAAUGGCAGUUGGUAAGACGUGGACGUUAUGUUGAAUUCAAUUUAAUCUAUGAUCGUGGCACUAAAUUUGGUCUAGCCACCCCAGAAGCUCGUAUUGAAAGUAUUUUAAUGUCUUUACCACGUUAUGCUCAAUGGAACUAUUGUUAUGACAAUUCUCAGGAUCCACGUAAUCAAUCUCUCAUUGAGGUGCUUAAAAAUCCUAAAGAAUGGGUUUAA
Molecule: messenger RNA, 1176 nt
Organism: Schistosoma spindalis
Lineage: Eukaryota; Metazoa; Platyhelminthes; Trematoda; Strigeidida; Schistosomatidae
Source: the annotation of a GenBank genome assembly